This is a messenger RNA of Microtus oregoni (creeping vole), 1836 nucleotides long. RefSeq names its product zinc finger protein 414 (gene Znf414). The record is from RefSeq and is a predicted model, not a curated record. NCBI's taxonomy places the organism in Eukaryota, Metazoa, Chordata, Mammalia, Rodentia, Cricetidae. The transcript is spliced from 6 exons. Bases 117 to 1016 code for a protein of 299 amino acids.
GGGGAAGGGGGGAAAUGGCGCCGUCGUGAUCGAGACCCCGCGUCGCCGAGGAAGUCGCCGGUGCUGGAGCCGGAGCCACCGAAGGCACCCGAACCGGAGGUCGAGCUGAGGGGAGGAUGGAGGAACCGUCCAAGCCCAGCCCGGACAUACUAGCCACUGCAGAGUCCAGCUCCAGUGAGCCCGACAAGGAGGUGGAGUCUCCAGAUGCGGUCGCUACAGCCACGUUCUCCUCCGUGGAGGAGCCAGGCCCUAACCCGACACCCAUACCACCAGUGUGGGACCGUGGAGGACCUCCGCAGCAGGUCGCCGCUGCAGCCCCAGACACCUGCCAGCCGGGCUCAACCAGCACAGCUGUGGGGACCAAUGAGGACCUGAGGUUGCCCAGACGACGUCCACCACCAGUAAAACAGAUACCCUGCUCUAGCCCUGGCUGCUGCCUCAGUUUCCCCAGUAUUCGUGAUCUGGCACAACAUCUCCGUACCCACUGCCCGCCCACACAAUCACUGGAAGGCAAACUCUUCCGAUGCUCAGCCCUGAGCUGCACUGAGAGUUUCCCCAGCAUGCAGGAGCUGGUGGCCCACGGCAAGCUACAUUACAAGCCCAACCGCUACUUCAAGUGUGAGAAUUGCCUCCUGCGCUUCCGCACUCACCGCUCCCUCUUCAAGCAUCUGCAUGUUUGUGCAGAGCAUGCUCAGAGCCCAGUCCCACCACCACCCCCUGCCCUGGACAAAGAGCCACCCGUGCCCGAGCGCCCCGCAGACUCCGACCCCUCAUCUAUUCUGAGCCUGCCUUUCCCUCUACUUGAGCCCUUCACCUCUGCCCCCACUGGGCCCUUCCUUCCCUACUUGAACCCUGCGCCCUUUGGACUGAGUCCCCCGCGACUGCGCCCAUUCCUGGCCGCUGCUCCAGGACCUCCAGCCUCCAGCACUGCCAUCUGGAGAAAGAGUCAAGGUGCUGCCGGAAGUCCCAGAAAACCUCAGGGCGGCUCAGAUGCGCCCUCAGGUGCGUGCAGGUGACGACCAGGGCAGGGUGGAGGGGCCUUCAUUCCUGUGCCCUGCGCCAGCCCUGUGAAUGCCCGGAAACAGCAGUGCGUGUCCUUUGAAAUACAUGAUUUUUACCUUUCAAAUGCCUGGCACCUAUACCUUCAUCUGCGUCGGCGUUGUGUAAAAACUUGCGCCUUGUCCGUAUCUGAGUGGUCCUCUCCUGCAGAGGUCCAGGGAUGGGAGCCAAACUUGGUGCCUUCAGUGAUUGGCAGUCAAGCCCAGGAGAAAGGACCCAACUCCCUGGACCCUGGAAGCUGAGGGGGACGAACAUAGGGAAAAGUCUAAUUUGCCCUGGCCGACAUCCACCAUCCCUGUGGAAAGGUCCUCUGGGGUGGAACCCAGGACUGACCACGGCCUGCCUGCCUGCCUGCCUGCCUGCCUGCCUACCUGCAGGGUACGUGGCCCCCAGCCGCAUAGUGUGGGAACACACGCGUGGCCGCUACUCGUGCAUGCAGUGUGACUUCUCCACGGCCUCACGGCCUACCAUGACACUGCACCUUCAGGACCACCGCCCCAACACCCCCACAGACCUGGCGCCCGGGUCCCUCCGGGCCGGUGCCCGGGCGGGUAAGGCUGAGGCAAUGAAGCCCGAGGCAAGAGGUGAGGCCCAGGCUCAGCGGCCGCCCCUCAGCACCACACAGACCCAAUCUCAUUUGCUCCUGCUGCAUCACAACUGUCAGAGGGGGAGCGGUCCGAUUUUUCACAGUUCUGGACCAGCUGUGUUGGCCUGGGUGGGAGAGCCUGCAGAGAUUUUUGUAAUUUGAAGGGGGAGGGGAUAAUAAAGGAGGUGUCU